AUGGUUGCUGCGGUUGCAGCCGGCCCAAGGCCCAUUUCGCAUGGGACUCUAGACGCUCAGCGUCUCGUUAAGGCAAUACAAUACUGUCUCACUGCUCGGGCGGUCAAAGCAGCUCACCACAUCUCUGCCAGGAUUAAACGCGAAACCGGGGUGAAAGCAGCGGUGGCCCCUUUCCACAGGCAUCUUCUGCAAGACCUCUUACCAAAUCUGCCGGCCGCGAGGAAAUGCCGAAAGGGCGGCAAGCAGUAUCGAACCUGUCGAGCCCAACUUCAAGGUAAAAGGUCGAGCCAAGGCUAUGGCGCUGGCCACAAUGCAAGCUUCCCAGAAGCUUGUACCAACUACCUGCCAGGGACGCUCGUGGACGUGGCCUUGGCAGCGGCUGAGGGGUUUCGGGUGCUUCCUGUUUCAUAUCGGGGUAAAGAGCACAAAUACGACCAGGUAGCAGAUUGGAAGGCCGGCUUGAGGACUGGCGCCAAGUGCUUCGCGAUCUGGAUGGCCGAGAGCAUGGGCGAUGUUUUCUACCAACCCUACAAAGGUGCCCGCGACGGACGGCAUACGGAGUAUUCUGGGGGAUAUUUGGGGUUGCAGCGAAAAUCAGCCACGCCUCGUUAG
Molecule: messenger RNA, 612 nt
Organism: Aspergillus thermomutatus
Lineage: Eukaryota; Fungi; Ascomycota; Eurotiomycetes; Eurotiales; Aspergillaceae
Exons: 2
Coding region: 1-612 (203 amino acids)
Source: RefSeq, a predicted model, not a curated record